Molecule: messenger RNA, 876 nt
Organism: Pogoniulus pusillus (Red-fronted tinkerbird)
Lineage: Eukaryota; Metazoa; Chordata; Aves; Piciformes; Lybiidae
Gene: PLEKHS1
Product: pleckstrin homology domain containing S1
Exons: 9
Coding region: 1-876 (291 amino acids)
Source: RefSeq, a predicted model, not a curated record
AUGAGGAGUGAUGGGGUUAAACUGGAAGAGGGGAGAUGUAAACCAGAUGUAGGAACACAAAAUACAUUUUGCCCUGAGGGGGGUGUCUCCAAGCACGGAUUCCUGAUCAAAUCACCACCCCUUCAACUUUUCAGCUCACAGAAUUCCUGGAAAAGGCGUUUUUUCAUCCUGUCCAAAUCCAGCACGGGCAGUUACAUCCUGAAGUAUCUAAAAGGCCAGAACAUGAAAGGCUCCAUAGCUGUUGAUCAAAUCAUAAAUGUGGGAGUUGGCAUAAGCAAUUCUGAAAUUCUGGAAACAGUGAGGAAGAUGUUCAAAUGCCUUCCAGAACAGGUGAUGUCCAUCAGCACUGGAAACAGGUGUUACUACCUCAUUGGGAACAGCAGGCAGGAAACAAAGGACUGGGUCACUGUGAUAUCUUCAGCCUGCAGGGAGGCCAGAAGAGGUGGAUGGUGCCCUCAGAAUCAAGAUCUUCCAAAUCCAGAAGCCAGAAGCAGACCCUCCUCUUUGCCGCUGUUGAGUUCUGUAGAUACAACCAGCUUCACAGAGAGGCAAAGCCACCAGAAGGAGAUUGGUUCCUCAGAAGACAAGAGCAGGCCUAAUUCAGAUCCUGGCCUUCAUCAGGCUCAGUGUGACUCAUCAAGAGAAGUUUUUCCAAGCAUGGAUAAACAUGUGGGAAAGAGUGAGGAAAAUCUGCUGGCAUCAGACACAGAUGAAGACAUCAAAAAGGAUGAAGAGGAUUAUUACCAAACUCCCAGCAGUAUUUUAGCCAAGUGCACUUCUGAAGUGUCAAAGCCUGACCCCACACCUGGGCCUGAUCUCCCUGUGCAAGAAAACCCAGCAAAGGAGGACAUUUAUAUGUCAAUGAAAUCGCUGUAA